Molecule: messenger RNA, 969 nt
Organism: Symbiodinium natans
Lineage: Eukaryota; Dinophyceae; Suessiales; Symbiodiniaceae
Source: the annotation of a GenBank genome assembly
AUGGUUUGUUCUGUUCAGUGCUUGAGCUUUGCCGAGCGCCGAGCGCCCCUGCUCCUUGACUGUGGAGGUGUGUUCUUCGAGGAGAAGGUGAAGGCCUUGCAACGUGAGCACGAGGAGCCGCCUGGAUACUUUUCGGGCGAGGGCUACCUGAAGCCGCGCUGGCCGAUGGACUAUCCAGGCGACGGCCAAGAGCGGUCGACGCUGGGGAGGACGAGCUUGCCUCCCAUGACUUUGCCCCACACGCCCGGGAACCCUCCAGGGAUCCCUGGAGGGAUCCCUGGAGGAAACCCUGCAGUUCCCAACUCUUCACAGAGCGCGCCCAGCGCGGUGUCCACCUUGCCCAUGCUGGACCGCUGGUCGGGCCGGUCGGAGCCUGCGCGUUCCGGCAGCCUCACGGGGACGCUACCCGAGGCCUCGGACAGGGCAGCACUAAUCCCGCGGCUUAUCCAGCCGUCCUCGGAGGCUCAGUUCCAUGUGCCCGUGGAUGGCCUUAGCUCGCUGUGGCGAGGUGAGAGCCCGGUGGGGAUCUAUGGCCCGGGCGGCCACACCCUCCUCUUUGCGCGCUUUAGCCAGGACAGCAAAGAUCGGCGGUGGCUGGAGCUGUCCACAACCGCGAACACCCAGUUUCCACACUGUCGUGUGGGACCCCUUCGGUUGGGAGCAGACCCGUCUGGGGCGUGCCUGCACAUCUUUGGACCCAACGGCGACAAGUAUGGCCUCCUGCAGAAUUGCGGGGAGGAAUGGCAACUGCGGCGAGCGGAAGGUUCGGUGCUGAUGAGUGUCGGAGCAGCUGCAGGAGGUGUGGGCCUAACAGCAGCGACUGAUGGCCAGCUGACUGCCACGGCCUGGCCUGAGCAUGCGGGUGCGCUGGUGGUGAAGGUGAGCCCCGGCCGGGAUCCACUCUUGGCACUGCUGUGCAUGCUGGCCGUGCUGCUGCUGUCGCCGGAGCUCUCGGGCCUGGGACACUGA